CCAGACGCUUUCCAUAUCAGUCAGUGUUGGCAAUGCGUCCCCUUAGGCUUUCACAUUUUCUCUCUUGACCUCCAUGAGAAGAGACCCAGCUAAUAUGCAAAUGGUGUGACGAAAAUGGCCGUGAAACGUCGCGAAUACAUCCUAGCGGGCUUUGGUGGUUUCGUCGCUUGGGGUUUUGCUGUUCACUGGCUCCCUGUUCUUAGAUAUCUUGGAUAUGCCUUGGCUCUGGGGGCCUUCAUUUCCUCCGCCGCUAUCUUUGGCGUCGUACUCCUCACUUCACGAAACUCAUCCUCGUCUAAAACUAACCAGUCUAAGAACCUACCUGUCGCAUUCGUCGCACGCCGGCAUUGGCAGAAGGAGGUCCAAGUGUUGCAGAAGCACUCCAAGUAUCAUGCGGAAUCACUAUAUCCACAGUCAUUCAUCGUGUCUGAAAGCAUUGAUGAGAUGCUCUCACUUAUAUCUCGUGACUUCGUCUCGUCAUGGCACAGCGGAAUCAGCCCGAACCCCACCUUCCCCAGUGAGGUGGACAAGGUGAUACGGACAGCAAUUGGGAAUCUUCGCGAUCGGCUCGUGGCAGAAGAUAUUGUAUCCCUUAUCGUCUCUCGAAUAUUUCCUAUUUUGACUACACAUCUGAAAGAGUUCGAUAUCGCAGAGCGAUCUGUACGAGGAAAGAACUUGACUCGCAAUGUCACUGAAUCUGAGGAGUUGGAUCUUGCUAUCGCGAGCAAAUACCGUGAUGGCCAUUUACACCCGGCCGCCGUCCUUUCUCUAUCCGACCAAAAAAUAGUGGAGCAAGAUUAUUUGCGCAAAAUAACCGUUGGAUUACUGCCCCAAUUGUUCCCGGAAAGUGUUCUUAGCAGUCGCAUUGUCUCGGUACUUGUGAGGGAAAUUGUUUCUUGUGCUGUCCUCUUUCCACUUAUCUCAGCAAUCUCGGACCCGGAUACAUGGAAUCAAUUGAUGGAAGCCUACGGUCGAACUGCUCUUCAGGAUCGGAAAACUGUACGCAAGCUCCGGGCUGCCUUGGACGAACAUGCAUCCCCUGCUCCCAAAUCGAAACGCAGCCAUCCUUUCCCACGUCUCUCGCCAAACGAUUCCGAGCGAGCUUUCGAGCGGUUUGUCCGAACUAUUCGACGCUGCAAUAACCUGUCCGACGCCCGGCGGUUCAGAGCUCUUGUAGCUAGUCAAUUGAAACGAGAGUCGAUGGUUGAAGGGCAGGACCCCGUCUACCUUCGGCGACUCGAAACCGGCAAAAGGGUUCUCGAUCAGAAAGUGGCCAAACUUUCGGCUCCUAAUGACCAGUCGUCUCAUACCGCUGCUGCCGUUUCACACUUCCGGCGCAAGAGCUCAUCAGCGGCCCAGGAUGCGUCUCUGGUUGAAGUGAUGCAUGAUGCAUCGGGCCUAUCGUAUUUUAUGGAGUUCAUGGACCGUCAACAUCUCAUGUCUCUCGUGCAAUUCUGGAUCGUGGUUGACGGGUUUCGUAACCCGCUUGAGGAUGACUUCGGCGACGAGUCAUCGCCCAGUUCUAAAUCGUGGACAACCGCGGACAGGAAUGACAUGGCUCUAAUUAGCGAGACAUACCUUACAAAACCUGAACUGAAAGUGACAGAAGAAUCUCGUCAAAUUGUGAAGGCCUUCCUAGGUGCAGGAAAGCGCGCCACUUCCGAACAAUACCGUAAAGCUCGCACGGUGAUAUUGACCACUCAGUCUGCUGUGCUGGAAGAGUUGCAAGAUGUUUAUUACCCGAAGUUCAAGCAGUCGGACCUAUACUAUAAAUAUCUCGCGCUCGAUGACGGCGCACAUAGUAGCGGCGUCGCUGUGCCGUCCCCGUCAUCUCAACAAACCCCUGUGGGCGCCCUCGAAAUUCGGGAAAGACGCCCUCUUCCUCCAUUGAUGAAUCGCACGACGUCUCAUCCGGGUUCCAGGCCGAAAAAGGAUCUACGACGAGCUGCCAUUUCGUCGAAUGACGUUCCUAGCUUAGGGAAACUCUUUGACGACGAAGAGCCAGCGAGGGGGUCAAUAGACUCUGAGCGUUCAGUGCCACUGUUCGACGAUGACUACGAUACAGAUCCGCUUGCCAUGUCCACCCAGAGCCUUAACCGAGACACUCCGCACGGCGAGUCUGAGAAUAGUGAAAACAGAAUAAUUGAAAACAUGGAGGCGGCUCUUAAUGACAUUAUCACGAACGAGCCUAAGCAUGGGAAACUAGAAGAAUUGCCUACCAAUGAUCUAAACCAAAAAUCACCUCGCAGUUCGACUGAAAUUCCUGCAGCGGAUGGUCGAGACGAUAGAUUGAAGCCCAGCAUUGCCUCCUUAGGACUUUUGGAUGGGACAUCACGCCGCGGAGUGUUUGAUGACGACCUUUUUCCUGAACAGCAAAAAUACCUUGAGGAUGAAUAUGAAGAGCCAGAGGGCGCGGACGCCAAGGAUUCUGCGGACGAGGUUCACGAAGCAGCACCAGGAGAUUUAGGAUUGACGGAAGCAAUUCAAGCGCUCACGACAGACAUUGAGAAACUCGGGUCGCAAGAGGCGGUGGUCGACACCUUGACUCGAAAGGCUGAACUCACGAACAAUACAGCCGAGCUACGGAUUCUACGAAAGUCUAAGACAAGCAUCCAACGAGAGCUUCAUCGCAAGGAUAUGCAACGACAACAGUACAUGAUCCAGGAGAGUGACAAUAGCCUGUAUGGCCGGUCGAGCAUCCGAAUUAAGUCCAUUGUAGUGGGGAAAGAGGAGGAUGGUCGAGAGUUUGCUUUGUAUGUUGUUGAAGUACAAAGAAAUGCUGGGGAGCAAAUGCCAGCGGCCUCCUGGGCAGUAGCACGCAGGUAUAGCGAGUUUCAUGAACUUCACCAUCAAUUACGCAUACGAUACCCAUCUGUGCGCCAGCUAGAGUUUCCCCGGCGACGAAUGGUUAUGAAGCUUCAAAAGGAAUUUUUACAAAAACGACGUUUAGCUCUGGAGGCAUAUCUUCAGAAGUUAUUGCUUCUUCCAGAAGUAUGUAGGAGUCGUGACUUACGCGCUUUUCUCUCUCAACGAGCCAUCAUCCCACGCAACGAGGCACCGCCAGAUGGGGAGACAAAGGACCUAGUGACCCGUAUAUACAACUCUGUUGCCGAUGGAAUGGAUGAUUUCCUCGGGAAUUUCGGCGUGCUCGACCAACUCUCAGUUGCUGGACAAAAUCUCAUAUCUGCCGCCACCAGCCAACAACAACAACAACAACAACAACAACAACAACAACAACAACAACAACAACAACAACAACAACAACAACAACCAUCUACCGUUGUACCAUCGGCGGCUACCUCUAGCCUUUCUACUGAAGAUGCUGUGACGACCGCCGAAGCUGAGGCCGAGCUAAAUGCCUUUGAAGAUCGCGAACUGGAGCCUUUUAUUAAGCCUAUCUGCGACCUCUUUUUAGAAGCCUUCGAGCUCAACAAGGGCAAUAAUUGGCUCCGUGGCCGUGCAGUCGUCGUCGUGCUCCACCAGCUCCUCGGCGGUACCAUUGAGCGUAAGGUUCGCGAGGGCGCGCGCUCUUUAGUCCAAGACGAACAUCUUCUACGCUACCUCGCUCUGGCAAAGGGCUUACUCUGGCCUGGUGGGACUUUUCACCAGAACAAAGUCCGCACGGCCUCGGAGCGUCUCAAGAGCCGCACAGAAGCUAGUCUAGUCCUUGCAACACUCGUACCAGAUUUUGCGGGCAAUGUAGUCGGGCGUGCAAAUGCUCAGGCCGCGGCGAGGAGAAUCUUCGCGACAGUGAAUAACCAGCGAUUGAACGCGCAUUUGAUCUUCACACUAUUAGACGAGAUCGUCUUGGUCUUGUUCGGCGGGGACAAGGCCACUGGGCGAAUUCGACCAUGAAAAAACACAUAACACAUGACAUGAAUAUUAGACGAUAAUGACUCGCAUGGCUCAUGAUGGCGACGACAUCCCUUCAUUGCUGUAUCUGUGCAUUUAGAAAAUGAAAGGCUGGGGCUGGUUUCAGCCCACUGUCGCAGACUGCGUGAUGUUUGAUUCGCGAUUCUCAUAAUAUAUAAUGUCUCUGAUUUCCCGCCUUAUGCUUUCCCCGUCCUGAGAUUAGUAGCGGUGUAUUUUAGACGAACUUAAGAAAGGAGGGCACAUCGAUUCCGGUUGUAAAUACUUAGAUAGGGCUGAUAUAGGCGUGAUACAUAGAUAGUACUCGUACUCCGUACCCGGUCGUGAUACUUGUAGUAUCGGCGG
Aspergillus versicolor CBS 583.65 is the source of this 4215-nucleotide messenger RNA. RefSeq names its product putative intermediate filament protein (Mdm1) (gene rgsC). Gene Ontology annotation, cellular component: intracellular membrane-bounded organelle. NCBI's taxonomy places the organism in Eukaryota, Fungi, Ascomycota, Eurotiomycetes, Eurotiales, Aspergillaceae. The transcript has 2 exons. The record is from RefSeq and is a predicted model, not a curated record. The coding region runs from base 115 to 3855 and encodes 1246 amino acids. Gene Ontology annotation, molecular function: phosphatidylinositol binding.